Pogonomyrmex barbatus (red harvester ant) is the source of this 3441-nucleotide messenger RNA. RefSeq names its product tyrosine-protein kinase transmembrane receptor Ror (gene Ror). Gene Ontology annotation, cellular component: signaling receptor complex; plasma membrane. Lineage: Eukaryota; Metazoa; Arthropoda; Insecta; Hymenoptera; Formicidae. Gene Ontology annotation, molecular function: Wnt-protein binding; ATP binding; transmembrane receptor protein tyrosine kinase activity. The record is from RefSeq and is a predicted model, not a curated record. Gene Ontology annotation, biological process: positive regulation of kinase activity; cell surface receptor protein tyrosine kinase signaling pathway; multicellular organism development.
CAAAUGGUUGACACCGGGUGUGGUGUCAAAUGACGCGAGCUCCUGCAUGUCGAGCCAAAUGUUUUGAUAGUUGAUCUACGAAUUAUGAAGCUACUCUUGUACCUAGCAUUGUUGCAGAAUACUUGUAUUUUUGUACGAGCCGUAAAUAACGCCGGGAACAUGACGGAGCCGAGCAUGGGGAAUGGAGAUAUGUUGGACCUCUCAGGAAGUGGAAUGUCUACACCUCAUAUUUCUCACUUGGCAUCCGCAAAUCCAUUCAGUAUACUUUCGCCACAACCAACCAGUUCACAAUCCAGCACCCUGGAUUUCAAUACAAUUAGCGGCCUUACUAAUGGCAAUAUACAAUUCCCUCCUAAUGUGAAUUUUGAUGAAAUAUCGAGCAUAAGUUCAGUUUCAGGCAGAAAGGACAAUCAUAAAGGAACUUGUGAGGUAUAUGUAGGAAAAACAUGUGCACAGUUUGUAGGAAACCAAUCAGUUUAUAUUAUAUAUCCCAUGACACAGAAGAUGCUCGAAGAAAAACUAAUGAAGGCCUUUCAAGUUAUUAAUUUCUCAAACGAGCUCUCGUCAAAUUGCGAAGGGUAUGCCAAGCCAUCUCUUUGCUAUUCCGCCUUUCCGAUAUGCCGCGACCCAUCAAACAGUCAAAAACCGAAAAAUGCAGAGGCGAGCACGCAACUUUUUAAUCUUCUGAAUUCCAAGCAUGAUGAUUUCUUAGACGACAGAGAUCGCGAUGACGCGGAUGAUUUUGCGAAGCAUAGUGUCCCCAAACGUAGUCCUACCUUGGGUCCGGUUUUUGACUUCAUGCCCAAUGAAGAUGGAAAGUCGAGCAAUAAGAAGAUAAUUAAUCAGAGUUAUGGUGACGCACGAGCGUCCAGUAGAAAUGAAAUUAAUCGCAAAUUACGAAGAAUAUGCCGGGAGGAGUGUGAAAUGCUGGAGAAUGAAUUGUGCAGAAAGGAAUAUGCGAUAGCAAAGAGACAUCCUUUAAUUGGACAUCAAUUACCUUUGGUUGAAUGUUCUGACUUACCACUGGAAGGAACGACUGAAGCUCGUGACUGCUUGACACUCGGAUUAUCCGCGGCAAACAAUGUUCAAGAAAAUGAUUACUGUUAUUGGGGUAGUGGAAAAUCUUAUCGAGGAACUGUGAAAACGAGUGUUAGUGGAAGACCAUGUUUACGAUGGUCACAUCACUUUAAUCUUCCGAUUUCUGAUAAUCCCGAAUUAGCUGGACGUCAUUCUUAUUGCCGAAAUCCUGGCGGAAAGGAAAUUCAACCAUGGUGUUAUGUCGAUGUCAAUAAUAGAAUGCAAAAAGAAUUUUGCAAUAUACCUAAAUGUGUUGAAAAUUUAUGGAUUUAUGCGGUUGUUGGUUUUGUACUAACAGGAGGAUUUGUUAUUAUAUUAAUUUGUUAUUGCUGCUGCUACAGAAGUAGAAAAUCCAGAAGGCAAAUGAAUCAUUUACCAUCCAAUAAAAUGUUAACUAGUAUUCAAUGUGAUAAGAACAUAUAUGAUGGGAGGAGAAGCACGACACAGCCUAUGGAAAUGAGCUCUCUUUUAGCAGGGCCUGGUAAUACAACACCAGGCACUGGUACUUUAAGUAGUGGCAGUAGUAGAACUUCUAAUAAUAGAAUACCGCAAUUUACUACAAAUAAUAUCGUGCUCUUGCAAGAACUUGGUGAAGGUGCUUUCGGAAAAGUUUACAAAGGCGAGUUGCAAACCGGAAAUAAAUGUGAACCACCUAUUUAUGUAGCGGUAAAAACACUGAAGGAAAAUGCAACUCCAAAGACUCAAAGUGAUUUUAAAAGAGAAGUCGAACUCAUGACGGAUUUGCGGCAUCCAAAUAUUAUUUGUCUGCUUGGUGUAAUAUUGAAAGGAGAACCAAUGUGUAUGCUUUUCGAAUAUAUGACACAGGGAGAUUUGCAUGAAUUUUUAAUCUGUCACUCUCCAAGAUCGGAUGUUCCAUUAAAUAACAGUGGUGGAAAAAUUCUCGAGCAACCGGAAUUUUUGCAUAUUGCUUUACAAAUUGCUUCUGGCAUGGAAUAUUUGGCUAGUCAUCAUUAUGUCCAUCGCGAUUUGGCAGCGAGAAAUUGUCUAGUAGGCGAUAAUUUAACAGUCAAAAUCUCAGACUUUGGUUUAUCACGAGAUAUAUAUAGCAGUGAUUAUUAUAGAGUACAAUCCAAGAGUUUACUUCCUGUUCGAUGGAUGCCACCUGAGUCGAUUCUUUAUGGUAAAUUCACUACCGAGUCGGAUGUGUGGAGUUUCGGAGUUGUACUCUGGGAAAUCUAUAGUUAUGGUUUGCAGCCGUAUUACGGGUACAACAAUCAAGAAGUUAUAGAUAUGAUUCGCUCGCGACAAUUAUUACCAUGUCCUGAAGAUUGCCCGACAAUGAUUUAUAGUCUGAUGAUUGAAUGUUGGCACGAGGUAGCGAAUCGUAGGCCACAGUUUCCGGAAAUUCAUCACCGGUUGCAUAAUUGGUACAUAAAUCAAACCUACUUGAGCGACUUCUGCAACGAGUCUAUUACCAGUUACUCCGGUAGUAGUCAUAAGAGCACGAACAAGACCAACUCGACGCAGCUAUCGGCGCCAAUAUACAAGAGUGAUCAGAAAACGUGCACGGAGCCAGCGACCGUCUGCAAUCUUAACGAUCACAAUAACGCGAUAAAAUUGAUACCACCAACAAAUACUUUUACAAAUUCUAACUGCAUCGAGCAGAGACCAAACUGCGGUUUUAACGCGGAACACGGAACACCGAUAAAAACGUCUAAUUAUCAAAAUCCCACUACGAAUGUCAAUCUGAAUGAUAUAUAUGAUGACAAACAAUGUUGCUCGCCUAAAUUGAGUGGUGCGAAGAAAGUUUUACCUGCGGUGAUACCUCAAACAGGUAUUCCCAAACCGAACAUGCCCAGCAAUGGUCCGAGACCAAUGCAAAAUGGCGCACAACUGGUUGUCAGGUUACCGGAUCCCAGUAAAGUUAUAACUGAAACGAGAGUAUCAAAGUGAAAAUUUCACUCAUGGUCAUAAAUAAUUCACCUUUGGUCAAAUAAAACAGUUACUAAUUUCCAAUAGGAACAUUAGCUUCUUCUCGCUUGUGUUCUCAAUAUCAAAGAUUUGAAAUUUAACAACCUUAUUUGCUAUUGAAGCAUCUGAGAUGUAUCGAAAUGAAGAAAAAGAAACGAUCACGAAUGCAUAUAUUUGCCGUAAUUUAAUCUAAUGAAAAUAUAUGUUUAUUUUUACUAUCUGAUACUUUUUUUCGAUAGUAUUAAACGAAUAGAGCAGACAGCUGCUAAAACAACUGCCAUAUAUACAUUUAUUUAUUUUUACAAAUAUAUAUGUAUUUUAUAUUACCUUUUAUUUUGGUAUAUAUGACAUAUUUCCUUACGAAUCUAUUGGAUAAUUCUUUUGGAUGAUAUCGAACAAACAAAUGAUAAAUACAAAGAGCAGCUACAAUAC